AAGAAAAUGAAGCUUUUGCCUAUCUUGCAAAGCCUACUGAUAGCCUUUCCUAGUUGAUCCAAUCUUCCAAUUUUAACACUUUAGGUCCCAUGACAGAUACUAAUCAUCAAAUUUUGGUUUUUUAAUGAGAUUAUAUUUAGAUACUUGCAAGCUUACUGACUGCAAGGUGAAAAUGCCACGUCAUUCUUAAAAUAAAUUUACCAACAGCAAAGAUUAAGCCACGUCGUCACCUUCCAAAGAAGAAGCCCACACUCCCAUUAAAUAUCAAUCCUUCGCUCCCCCUUCUUCCUUUUCCGUCUCUCUACCCUAACUCAGCCGACAUACUUUAAAAUCAAGACCCCGACAACCCGACCCGAUAAAUAUUCGGCUCCUAAAAGCUGCUCCAUACUCAGAAAAUUGUCAUCCUGUCUUGCUGAUCAAAUUUACUGCUUUUGAAGCUUCAAAAUGUCAACUGGCCCUGGGCUUGAGUCACUUGUGGAUCGUAUGCAGACAAUCUCAGUUAUUACAAAUGAUGGACGCAACAUAGUGGGAAUUUUAAAAGGCUUUGACCAGGCCACAAACAUCAUUCUUGAUGAAUCUCAUGAGCGUGUGUACUCCACUAAGGAAGGUGUUCAACAACUUGUGUUGGGUUUGUACAUAAUAAGAGGUGACAACAUAAGCGUUGUUGGUGAACUAGAUGAAGAGCUUGAUUCUGCUCUUGACUUGUCAAACCUGAGAGCACAUCCUCUGAAGCCUGUUAUCCAUUGAUUGAAAUAUGGAAAGUUGUAGAGUUGCUAUGGACAGCAUGUUGGAUUAAAUACCUGAUAAAACGUGGCAAAGAACAGAAAUAGAAAGACGAGAAACCUAAUGUGUAGUAAUUUUUCAAUGCAUUUCUAUGUCAUUUGGGUAGUUGUUUUCAAGCUCCA
This is a messenger RNA of Theobroma cacao (cacao), 905 nucleotides long. It is a transcript of the gene LSM8, whose product is annotated as Small nuclear ribonucleoprotein family protein. The record is from RefSeq and is a predicted model, not a curated record. Lineage: Eukaryota; Viridiplantae; Streptophyta; Magnoliopsida; Malvales; Malvaceae. Gene Ontology annotation, cellular component: U4/U6 x U5 tri-snRNP complex; U6 snRNP; precatalytic spliceosome. Gene Ontology annotation, molecular function: mRNA binding. Gene Ontology annotation, biological process: mRNA splicing, via spliceosome.